Messenger RNA from Rhizophagus irregularis DAOM 181602=DAOM 197198, 555 nucleotides. The record is from RefSeq and is a predicted model, not a curated record. Lineage: Eukaryota; Fungi; Glomeromycota; Glomeromycetes; Glomerales; Glomeraceae.
AUGUCUACUUAUCCUGCCUCUAACAUUAUUGUACUUAAUCAAAAUUGUAUUCAAUAUACUUAUACGAUUAUUAAAGAAGGAUAUUAUCCUCAAAAUGAUAUACUUUGUUACACUUCUGCUCGUUCAUGUAAUAACACACAGUUUAAGAUUCCAGAUUACUAUUUAAUACAAACAAGUUGGUGCAGAGGUUCUUCUAAACAUAUAAUACAAUGUGGAAUUAUUUAUAUAGAGAAAAUACCAGUUUUUAAAAUUUCAUUUGGAGAAAAUUUUCAAGCAAGUGUAGAAUCCAUACACUCAGCAACAAAGGCAGCAAAUUUUUAUUUACAAAUAAAGAAACCCAAUACUCAAGCUCGUCUUUCUGGGGUACAUCAACUCUAUGAAAAUAAAAGAGUAUAUGUGUUUAAUGAACAAUUGGCAGUUAACUUCACAAAUACAGCAGCUAAAUAUUUUCAUUCUGAUGAUUGUCCAACACUUCAAAAAAUUUGCUUUACUGUUCAAGACAAAAACUUUCAAGCUAGUUUUGGAAAUCAAAAUAAAGAAAAAGAAAAUCAAUGA